GAUCUUGCAUCUCACCCCCCGACCUCCAUCCUGCUGUUUUGUUCUUUUACGUCCCGGCUCCGGAUAUUAUCUGGAGAUCAAGCAAGCCUCGACGUUGCUGCGACAAUGAGCGCUCAGGAGAAAAGGGGCAGGCACCUGGCGCACAGCCAUGCCAGGGAGGGCGACGUGCCCGGCACGGUCGACUUGAGCACCAGAGAGGGCGACGAUACCGGCUAUGGCCAGGCGCUAUACCCGGUCCCGGCAGAGGAUCCCAACGACCCGCUGCAGUGGUCCAAAACCCGCAAGAACCUCAUCCUCGUCGUCUGCUCACUCUAUUCGUUCCUCAGCAACUCGGCUCUGCUCGGCCCCUCCGUCUACAUUGGCAUCUAUGCGGAGGAGUUUGGAAUCUCGCCCAACAAGGCGAGCAACCUGGUCAGCUAUGCCAAUCUCGCCUUUGGCUUUGGUGAGAGUUCCCACCCCGGGGGAAAGGGAGUCCGGGAGUGCCACAAAAAUAAACACGAGAAUUAACCCCCACCUAAUUACGGCUCCCUACUCUUGGUGCCCGCGUACCACAAGUUUGGCCGCCGUCCCAUCAUGCUGACCUCGCUCCUCGCCUACUGCGUCGGUCUCAUUGCGUGCUCGCAGGCCACGACGUACGGGGGCCUCAUGGCGGCUCGG
Molecule: messenger RNA, 657 nt
Organism: Thermothelomyces thermophilus ATCC 42464
Lineage: Eukaryota; Fungi; Ascomycota; Sordariomycetes; Sordariales; Chaetomiaceae
Exons: 5
Coding region: 106-507 (133 amino acids)
Source: RefSeq, a predicted model, not a curated record